AUGAACACUUUGCUGUGGUUGGGUUCUGAAGGAGGAGCAGGUUCAAGGAGAGCCAACAAAGCAUUGGUUUUCCAGUUUACUGUUUCCGAGGAGAUGGACUGCUGCCAGGUUGGAGGUCAGUCCUUCUUAGUCACCAACAACAACAACUUCAGUCUUCUGCUGCAAUUCAAAACUCCAGCUGAUAUGCAGAACUUCCAGAGAUUACUGAAGACCGAGGAAAAUGAAGAGAACGGGAAAGGACCAACAAUGUUUGACAAAAGGAUUGAAAAGAACCCUGAACAGUGCUACCAGUUCCACAGCUGUCUGACCCAGCAGCAAAGCCUGCUUCAGGACUACUUGAGGAACGCCACCUAUCAGAAAGCCAUUUUAGUCAAUGAGGCUGACUUCAGAGACAAGGUGGUUCUGGAUGUGGGCUGUGGUUCUGGUAUUCUGUCUUUUUUUGCAGUCCAGGCCGGGGCUGCCAGAGUGUAUGCUGUUGAGUCCAGCCCUAUGGCCAAGUAUACACAGAUCCUGGUGGAGGAUAACCGUCUCUCUGAGCACAUCAGGGUCUUUGAGGGGGAGGUGGAACAGGUCAACCUUCCUGACAUGGUGGAUGUCAUCAUCUCUGAGCCCAUGGGUUAUAUGUUAGUUAACGAAAGGCUCAUGGAGAACUUCUUGUUUGCCAGGAGAUGGCUCAAACCCAAUGGUGUGAUGUUUCCCUCCUAUGGAGACAUUCACGUGGCUCCUUUCAGUGAUGACCAGCUGUACUUUGAGCACUACGCACGGGCCAGUUUCUGGCAGCAGAGGAGCUUCUAUGGUGUGAACCUGAGUGCUCUUCACAAUGCUGCGGUGGAAGAGUUAUUCAGGCAGCCUAUAGUGGACACAUUUGAUGUUCAUAUCCUGAUGGCCAGGUCUGUCAAGCACUGCAUCAAUUUCAUGGAAGCUAAAGAAGAGGAUUUACUCAGAAUAGAGAUUCCCUUUGUGUUUACUCUGCUCCAGUCUGGUCUGAUCCAUGGACUUGCCUUCUGGUUUGAUGUGGCCUACCUGGGAUCCAAGGCCACAGUAUGGUUCUCCACUGCUCCCACAGAGCCUCUGACCCGCUGGUUCCAGGUCAGAUGUCUACUUCAGACGCCGCUCUUUGCCAAGCUUGGACAGACUUUGUCUGGGACAGUCCAACUGGCUGCUAACAACAGACAAAGCUAUGACAUCCACAUCACAGCUACAGUGGACCAAUCAGGCUUCAGAUCUGGGAACAUCCUGGAUCUCAAGAAUCCUUUCUUCAGUCACCAUCCAGAGCUUGUGACCAUAGGUGUGGAUAGGGAUGUAGAUCGACUAGCAAAGCGACAGCUUAGCCUUCUACACUAUGACAAACUGGUAUAG
This is a messenger RNA of Pelmatolapia mariae (spotted tilapia), 1359 nucleotides long. RefSeq names its product histone-arginine methyltransferase CARM1-like. The coding region runs from base 1 to 1359 and encodes 452 amino acids. Gene Ontology annotation, biological process: peptidyl-arginine methylation. Lineage: Eukaryota; Metazoa; Chordata; Actinopteri; Cichliformes; Cichlidae. Gene Ontology annotation, molecular function: protein-arginine N-methyltransferase activity. The record is from RefSeq and is a predicted model, not a curated record. The transcript has 14 exons.